Molecule: messenger RNA, 1177 nt
Organism: Cricetulus griseus (Chinese hamster)
Lineage: Eukaryota; Metazoa; Chordata; Mammalia; Rodentia; Cricetidae
Source: RefSeq, a predicted model, not a curated record
UGAAAGAGUUCCUAGCCAAGGCCAAGGAAGAAUUCCUGAAAAAAUGGGAGAGCCCUUCUCAGAAUACAGCCCAGUUGGAUCACUUUGAUAGAAUCAAGACACUUGGCACUGGCUCCUUUGGGCGAGUGAUGCUCGUGAAGCACAAGGAGACUGGGAACCACUAUGCCAUGAAGAUCUUGGACAAACAGAAGGUGGUGAAGCUGAAGCAGAUUGAGCACACUCUAAAUGAGAAGCGCAUCCUGCAGGCUGUCAACUUCCCGUUCCUGGUCAAACUUGAAUUCUCCUUCAAGGACAACUCAAACUUGUACAUGGUCAUGGAGUAUGUGCCUGGUGGGGAGAUGUUCUCCCACUUGCGGCGGAUCGGAAGGUUCAGCGAGCCCCAUGCCCGUUUCUACGCGGCGCAGAUCGUCCUGACCUUUGAGUAUCUGCACUCCCUGGACCUCAUCUACCGGGACCUGAAGCCCGAGAACCUUCUCAUCGACCAGCAGGGCUAUAUUCAGGUGACAGACUUCGGUUUUGCCAAGCGUGUGAAAGGCCGGACUUGGACCUUGUGUGGGACCCCUGAGUACUUGGCCCCCGAGAUUAUCCUGAGCAAAGGCUACAACAAGGCUGUGGACUGGUGGGCUCUCGGAGUCCUCAUCUACGAGAUGGCUGCUGGUUACCCACCCUUCUUCGCUGACCAGCCUAUCCAGAUCUACGAGAAAAUCGUCUCUGGGAAGGUGCGGUUCCCAUCUCACUUCAGCUCUGACUUGAAGGACCUGCUACGGAACCUUCUGCAGGUGGAUCUCACCAAGCGCUUUGGGAACCUCAAGAACGGGGUCAAUGACAUCAAGAACCAUAAGUGGUUUGCCACGACUGACUGGAUUGCCAUCUAUCAGAGAAAGGUGGAAGCUCCCUUCAUACCAAAGUUUAAAGGCCCUGGGGACACGAGUAACUUUGACGACUAUGAGGAGGAAGAGAUCCGGGUCUCCAUCAAUGAGAAGUGUGGCAAGGAGUUUACUGAGUUUUAGGGGUGUGCUUGUACCCCAUGGGUUUUCUUUCUUUUUUUUCUUUUUUUCCUUUUUUUUUUUUUUCCCGGUUGGGGGUGGGAGGGUUGGAUCGAACAGCCAGAGGGCCCUAGAGUUCUGUGCAUCUAAUUUAACACCCACUCCACCCCCAAGUUAGGGAGAGCAGGAAA